Messenger RNA from Trichoplax adhaerens, 666 nucleotides. RefSeq lists its product as uncharacterized. Bases 1 to 666 code for a protein of 221 amino acids. The record is from RefSeq and is a predicted model, not a curated record. Gene Ontology annotation, biological process: biosynthetic process. The transcript is spliced from 5 exons. Gene Ontology annotation, molecular function: pyridoxal phosphate binding. NCBI's taxonomy places the organism in Eukaryota, Metazoa, Placozoa, Uniplacotomia, Trichoplacea, Trichoplacidae.
AUGGCUCUUCCUACUAAGAGAUUAGCAUUUCAGCUUCCUAAUCAUAUAAGACAUGCGACAGCGGCAGCUGCUGAAUGGUCCAAGCCGCUAAGAAAACUUGAUGAAGAAUGUGCGAAAGGUCUUCAAGAAUAUAAAGAUAUGGGCUGGUGGCAUACCACUGUUCAAGUGAAGGAUAUGAAGGGAGCAGACUUGAUACCAACAAAAGGAAAAAAUAUGAUAAACAUGUUGAGCAACUCUUACCUCAUGUUGAAUGGACAUCCAAGGAUUUUUAGUGCAAUCAGAAAGGCAUUAGAUACUCAUAGUACUAUCUCUACUGGUGGUUCUGGAAAAUUGAUUGGAUUGGAUAUACACCGCGAAACUGAAGCUGAAAUUGCCAGAUAUCAUGGUACUGAAGAUGCUGUACUAUAUAAUAGCUUAUAUCUUGGUAAUACGUUUAUAGUUGCGGUUGCAACAAAGGAUGAUCUAAUCAUUAGUGAUGCCAAUAACCAUGCAAGUAUUAUUAUGGGAGUAAGAUUAUCUCCGGCUAAAAAAUUGGUCUAUAAGACACUUGAUAUGAAAGAUUUAGAAGCCAAGCUUAUAGAAGGCCAAAAAUUCAAUCCUCGAAGAACGUUCAUCUUUACAGAUGGCAUAUUUUCCAUGGAGGGCACCAUAGUCGAUAUAAUGUAA